CCCGUGUGUAACUGCGGAGAGCGGAAGCGGCGCUCUGUAUUGUCUGCGGGAGGAAGAGGAGGGGGAACCGGGGUCAGCUCUGCAGACCGAAGCUGGGCUCUCCGUUCUGCACAGACGGUGCCUGCGUCAUUCAUGCCUCCGCUCCGCAGGACGCGUCCUCGGCAGCCGGGUUGCAGCGGUGGGCUGUAGCACGCAGGCACCGUAUUCUACACGCCUGCCUGCCUCGUCCCCACACACACACUCCGGCAGAGGGUAGGCCGCGGCGCCCGUGUGAGAGCAGGCACCCGAAGAGAAAGGCCCGGGGUGCCGGGCGACAGCCGGGGUCUCUCCGCGGAGAGUGGGGGAGGAGCGCCGCCUCACAAUAGCCGCUUCUCUCAUUUAUUAACACUCGUCUACUGCAGUCCUCUGGGAGGAGGAAGAUGUCUAAAUCCAGCGGAGGAGGAGCUGGAGCUGGAGGAGGAGGAGGAGGGACCGGGGGACUCACCUGGGUGACCUUGUUUGAUAACCAGAAAAAUGCAGCAGCUAAGGAAGAAAGUGAAAGCAAUAGCAAUAACAAGAAUGACGCCAAGAAGAUGUCCGUGGAGAGGGUCUACCAGAAGAAGACACAGCUUGAGCACAUCCUCCUGCGUCCGGAUACAUACAUCGGAUCUGUGGAGCCAGUCACACAGGCAAUGUGGGUUUUUGAUGAAGACAUCGGGAUGAAUUGCCGGGACAUUACCUAUGUACCAGGAUUAUAUAAAAUUUUUGAUGAAAUUCUGGUCAAUGCAGCCGACAAUAAGCAGAGGGAUAAAAACAUGAGCUGCAUUAAAAUUUCGAUUGAUCCGGACUCCAAUAUCAUUAGUAUUUGGAACAAUGGCAAAGGAAUUCCAGUGGUAGAACAUAAAGUAGAGAAGGUCUAUGUCCCUGCGCUGAUAUUUGGCCAGCUAUUAACUUCCAGCAACUACGAUGAUGAGGAGAAAAAAGUUACAGGUGGCCGUAAUGGUUAUGGUGCUAAACUUUGCAAUAUUUUCAGUACAAAAUUCACAGUGGAAACUGCCUGCAAAGAAUACAAACACAGCUUUAAACAGACCUGGAUGAACAAUAUGCAAAAGACCACAGAACCGAAGAUCAAGCACUUUGAUGGGGAUGACUACACGUGUAUCACAUUCCAGCCAGAUUUAUCAAAAUUCAAAAUGGAGAAGCUAGACAAGGAUACCGUGGCUUUCCUAACCAGAAGGGCUUAUGACGUCGCUGGCUCCUGCAAAGGCGUUCGAGUCAUGCUAAAUGGAAAAAAACUUCCUGUGAAUGGUUUCCGCAGUUACGUAGAUCUUUACGUAAAGGAGAAACUGGAUGAGACGGGUGUAGCACUGAAAGUUAUCCAUGAAGUUGUGAACGACCGGUGGGAUGUGUGUCUCACCCUGAGUGAAAAAGGCUUUCAGCAGAUCAGUUUUGUAAAUAGUAUAGCUACCACAAAGGGUGGUAGACACGUCGAUUAUGUAGUGGAUCAGAUCGUAUCUAAACUUAUUGAAGUUGUGAAGAAAAAGAACAAAGCUGGAGUUUCUGUGAAGCCAUUCCAGGUGAAGAAUCACGUAUGGGUCUUUGUCAAUUGUUUGAUUGAGAACCCUACCUUUGACUCUCAGACAAAGGAGAACAUGACCCUGCAAGCAAAAAGUUUUGGCUCAAAGUGCCCGCUUUCUGAGAAAUUUGCAAAAGCAGCUUCAAAUUGUGGCAUAGUGGAGAGCAUUUUAAAUUGGGUCAAAUUUAAGGCUCAGACACAGCUAAAUAAGAAGUGUUCUUCUGUGAAGCACAGCAAAAUUAAAGGCAUUCCCAAAUUGGAUGAUGCAAACGAUGCUGGUGGUAAACAUUCCUUGGACUGCACUCUAAUUCUGACUGAAGGAGACUCUGCCAAAUCUCUGGCUGUGUCUGGACUGGGCGUUAUUGGUCGUGACCGAUAUGGCGUGUUCCCUCUCCGUGGAAAAAUCCUCAAUGUUCGAGAAGCUUCUCACAAACAGAUUAUGGAGAAUGCAGAAAUCAACAAUAUUAUUAAAAUUGUUGGCCUCCAAUAUAAGAAAAGCUAUGAUGAUCAGGAGUCCCUCAAGUCUUUGCGUUAUGGAAAGAUCAUGAUUAUGACUGAUCAGGAUCAAGAUGGCUCUCACAUUAAAGGUUUAUUAAUUAAUUUUUUCCAUCACAACUGGCCGUCUCUGUUGAAACACAAUUUUCUAGAGGAGUUUAUUACCCCAAUUGUUAAGGCGUCAAAAAAUAAGCAAGAGAUGGCAUUCUACAGUAUUCCCGAGUUUGAUGAAUGGAAAAAACAAAUUGAAAACCAGAAAAUAUGGAAGAUAAAGUACUACAAAGGUUUGGGUACGAGUACUUCAAAGGAGGCCAAGGAGUAUUUUGCAGACAUGGACAGACAUAGAAUUAUUUUCCGAUAUGCUGGGCCAGAGGAUGAUGCUGCCAUUACGCUGGCUUUCAGCAAAAAGAAAAUUGAUGACCGAAAAGAAUGGCUGACAAAUUUCAUGGAGGACAGACGUCAGCGGCGAUUGCAUGGCCUGCCAGAGCAAUUUUUGUAUGGUACUGCCACAAAGCACUUAAGUUUCAAUGACUUCAUUAACAAGGAACUGAUAUUGUUCUCCAACUCUGACAAUGAACGAUCCAUUCCUUCUCUGGUUGAUGGCCUGAAGCCUGGCCAAAGAAAAGUGUUGUUCACAUGUUUUAAAAGAAAUGAUAAGCGUGAAGUGAAAGUAGCCCAGCUAGCCGGCUCUGUCGCUGAAAUGUCUGCUUAUCACCAUGGGGAGCAAGCCCUGAUGAUGACCAUUGUUAAUCUGGCACAGAACUUUGUGGGAAGUAACAAUGUGAGCUUACUGCAGCCCAUCGGUCAGUUUGGCACAAGGUUACACGGUGGCAAAGAUGCUGCCAGCCCGCGUUACAUUUUCACUAUGUUAAGUCCGUUGGCCCGAUUACUUUUUCCAAAUGUGGAUGAUAAUUUACUUAAGUUCCUGUAUGAUGACAACCAGAAAGUGGAGCCAGAGUGGUACAUGCCCAUCAUUCCUAUGGUUUUGGUGAAUGGCGCUGAAGGUAUUGGCACUGGAUGGGCUUGUAAACUGCCCAAUUAUGACACAAGAGAGAUUGUCAACAAUAUCAAGAGAAUGUUGGAUGGCUUGGAUCCACACCAAAUGCUUCCUAGCUACAAGAACUUCAAGGGUGCAAUUCAGGAACUGGGCCAAAACCAGUACGCUAUGAGUGGAGAGAUUUUUGUCCUUGACCGGAAUACUAUAGAAAUUACAGAGCUCCCAGUCAGAACGUGGACACAGGUUUACAAGGAGCAGGUUCUUGAGCCUAUGCUUAAUGGCACAGAGAAAACUCCAGCUCUGAUAUCAGACUACAAGGAGUACCACACUGAUACAACUGUGAAAUUUGUUGUGAAAAUGACAGAAGAAAAACUGGCGCAAGCAGAAGCUGCUGGCUUGCACAAAGUCUUCAAGCUUCAGACCUCGCUUACCUGCAAUUCUAUGGUCUUGUUUGAUCACAUGGGCUGUCUUAAAAAAUAUGAAACUGUUCAGGAUAUUCUGAAGGAGUUUUUUGAUUUAAGAUUACAUUACUAUGGUCUACGGAAAGAGUGGUUAAUGGGAAUGUUGGGUGCUGAGGCUGCAAAACUUAACAAUCAAGCCAGGUUUAUCCUUGAGAAGAUUCAAGGGAAGAUGCCAAUAGAAAACAAGACUAAAAGGGAGCUAAUUCAGAUGCUGGUGCAGAAGGGGUAUGAAUCUGACCCUGUCAAAGCUUGGAAGGAAGCACAGGAAAAGUCUGCAGAGGAAGAUGAUAUCCCAGAUCUUAACGAUGAUAAGUCCUCAGAUUCGGGUACCACAUCGGGGCCUGAUUUUAACUACAUUCUCAACAUGUCUCUAUGGAGUCUUUCCAAAGAGAAAGUAGAGGACCUGAUUAAGCAGAGAGAUAUAAAGGGUAAGGAGCUAAACGAACUGAAGAAAAAAUCUCCGUCCGACCUCUGGAAAGAUGAUUUGGCCGCUUUUAUUGAUGAGCUUGAUAAAGUGGAGGCUCAGGAAAAAGAAGAUGCUUUAGCUGGCAUUGCUAGCAAAGCAAUAAAAGGUAAAAUAGGCAAACCAAAAAUGAAGAAGCUUCAGCUAGAGGAGACCUUGCCAUCAAUGUACGGCAGAAGAAUAGAGCCCCAGAUCAGUGCAAUGAAAGCUGAUGUCAGUAAGAAGUUGCUCAAGAAGAAGAAGGGUGAAAUGGACUCCUUAGCACUAAAACUAGAGUUUGAUGAGGAGUUUGGCACCACAGUAGCAGAGGGAGGUGAAGACUCUCAGACCACUACUCCAGUAAAGCCUGUAAAGCCCAAGCGGGAAAGGAAAGAGAAGGAGCCUGGAUCUCGCGCUAAAAGGAUUUCUCUGACUCCAAAAACCUCCAUCAAAAAAGGGAAGAAGAGGAACCCCUGGUCAGAAGAUGAAUCCAAGUCAGACAGUGAUAUUGAAGAGGCUGAAGUAGUAGAACCUGUAGUCAUACCUCGAGAUUCCUUACUGAGAAGAGCAGCUGCUGAACGACCCAAGUACACAUUUGACUUUUCAGAAGAGGAAGAUGCAGAUGAUGAUGAUGACGAUGAUCAAUUUAUUAGUAGUAAUAAUGAUCUCAAUGACUUCAAGCCAAAAUCGUCUCCAGUUCCAAACAAUCAAAAUGAUGACGAUGCUCUUUCAGACAGUCCAGAGAAAGAGGAUUAUGAUUUCUCAUCUUUCAAAUCAACAAAAUCCACAGAAAAACCAACGGAAACACAGAAGAAAAAGGAUAUACCGGUAGAUGAUAUAUUUUCUUCCACUUCAAUUUCUUCAAAGAUAAAUGACGAUGACCCCUCAAAAUAUAACAGCGAUGAUGGUGAAUCGUCGCCCUUCUACUCCUCACCAUUUAGCUACAAAUCUUCAGAGAAAACCACCAGCAAAACAUCUACUAAAAAAGAGAAAGAUAUUUCCAAAUUUAACAGUGAUGAUGAUGAAGAUGAUAAGCCUUCCCCCCUCUACUCUUCAACGCUUAGCAUCAAAUCCACAGAAAAACCAGCAAGCAAACCAUCUGCUAAAAAAGCAAAAACCUCUUCAGAUGGAACCCCAAAACAAAAACGACCGCCAAAGCCAAAGAAGUCUGAUGUUUUUGUGAAUUCAGACUCUGAUUUGGAGUUUGGAGGCCCAAAGAAACCUACCACACCCAAAGCAAAAGGAAGAGGAAAGAAAAGAAAAACGUCUGAUUCUGAAAAUGAAGGCGACUACAAUCCUGGGAAGAAAUCUUCCUCAAAGUCCACAUCCAGCAAGAAAUCUAAGAAAACCAUUUUUGACAAUGAUUCCGAUACGGACAUCUUCCCAGUAGACACAAACUCUGAAAGUGCGACACGACAGAGGCCGGGCCGGGCCAGGAAAGAAGUGAAAUAUUUUGCCGAGUCUGAUGACGAAGAUGAUGAUUUUACUAUGUAUUAGUUAUGUGCCUCAGGGGCACCCAAAUGUUUUCCAGCAAAGUAUCUUGUGUAGUCCUUUUGUCCCUCCUGUUGCAGACUUUUGUACAUUGUCUUAUUUUAUGUGAUAAUGUAUUUGAUGUUUUUUAUUAUUGUGUAGGCAUUUUAACAUUUGUUGUUACACAUACAGUUUUCUGCUCUUUUUUAAUCAUGAAAUGUCAUGUACUCGUUCCAAUUUGCCUUGUAGAAAUGUUUUAGACUGCCGUGCUCAAGCACACAUUUUAAUUGUCCUGAUCAAAUACGGAGGGGAAAAACACAGCAACCCUGCUUUUUAAAAUGAAGACAAAAACAUUAAAAAAAAAUGGAAAUCUGA
Bufo gargarizans (Asiatic toad) is the source of this 5795-nucleotide messenger RNA. RefSeq names its product DNA topoisomerase II beta (gene TOP2B). The coding region runs from base 420 to 5447 and encodes 1675 amino acids. Gene Ontology annotation, cellular component: nucleus. Gene Ontology annotation, molecular function: DNA topoisomerase type II (double strand cut, ATP-hydrolyzing) activity; ATP binding; DNA binding. The transcript is spliced from 37 exons. The record is from RefSeq and is a predicted model, not a curated record. Gene Ontology annotation, biological process: DNA topological change; resolution of meiotic recombination intermediates; sister chromatid segregation. NCBI's taxonomy places the organism in Eukaryota, Metazoa, Chordata, Amphibia, Anura, Bufonidae.